UCCAAAAGAAACCACUUCUCCAACCUUCAUAAUCCAAACAACAACCAACCCUUUCUAGAAAUUAAGAUGAAGGCUGUUACCGGCGAGUCGAGUGAGCUAAAGAGUUCCAAACUCAAACCAGGGGUGAACCGCGGUUUAUCGAUAUUCGAUUUCAUCCUAAGGUUGGCAGCCAUUGUUGGAGCCUUAGGAAGUGCAAUAGCUAUGGGAACAACCACCCAGACUCUUCCAUUUGCCACACAGUUUAUUCAGUUUAGAGCUGAGUAUAAUGAUCUUCCUAUGUUUACCUUCUUUGUUGUAGCCUGCGCCAUUGUAAGUGGCUACUUGGUUCUAUCUCUGCCUCUUUCUAUAUUCCACAUCUUGAGGAGCAGAGCACGUGCGACAAGGGUUGUGUUGGUAUUCUUGGACGCUGGAAUGAUGGCUCUUUUGACAUCUGGGGCUUCUGCAGCGGCAGCCAUUGUGUACUUAGCACACAAAGGAAAUGGCAAGACAAAUUGGCUAGCUAUCUGCCAGCAAUUUAACUCAUUUUGCGAGCGAACCUCUGGCUCUUUGAUCGGAUCUUUUGUAGCAAUUGUUCUACUUAUGAUUAUGAUUUUCCUGUCUGGUGCAGCAUUGUCUCGUCGCCGUUGAAAGUAGUUUAUCAUCAUCACAACCUUGCAAGUUUAUGAGAACUACAUCUGGGUCUUUUAAUCUGCAAAUCAUAGUUCAUAUACAAAUUUGAGUGUGUUAAAAAAUGGCUAGAGGUCCAACUUGUCUUUGUGUGGGUGAUGUAUUGUUAUUUCUACCAAGUGGAUGUAAGAAUUAGCUUCAGUUUGUAAUGAGAACCGUAUGAAUACUAUAACAUCUCUGAGUCAGCCGAACAACAUAGAGAUUUCAACACAAGAACAAGAUAAAAAACGUUCCCAUUUGAGUAAAA
Cucumis melo (muskmelon) is the source of this 913-nucleotide messenger RNA. RefSeq names its product casparian strip membrane protein 1. The coding region runs from base 67 to 627 and encodes 186 amino acids. Lineage: Eukaryota; Viridiplantae; Streptophyta; Magnoliopsida; Cucurbitales; Cucurbitaceae. The transcript is spliced from 3 exons. The record is from RefSeq and is a predicted model, not a curated record.